AAAACUAUAAUAUCAAAUCAAUUGUUUCUCCAUUAACAACAACAACUAGACGUUUCUAGAUUCUUCCACACAAAGAACGUUCUUUCUCUUCCCCUCCAAAAAAAACCCCAAAACCUUUUUCAGUUUCAUCCACCGCACCAGUAAACCCUAACCAAAAAUCGAAGAACAGAAGAACAGAAAAAAAUCAAAUGUUCGGAGUUGUAUUUCCGAACCGGAGUUUCCCGUUAGACAUCUCCACCUUCACACAAAUCGACGGCACCCACUGGCUGCUCGACAUGAACCACUUCGUCGGAGAAUCGUACGAUUCCGUCACAGAAAUCUGCAUCUUCCUCCUCAACACCUACUCCCUCCCUCCCGACAAAGCCCUAGCUCUCUACAUCCAAUCCCCCGGCAGCUCCUUCCUCUUCUGCGGCGCCGUCACCCUCUCCCGCCCCUCCGCCGUCCUCUCCCUCCCCUGGCCGGAGCCCGGCGGCGGAACCGUCCCCCAGCUGACCGCCCCCGACGCCCCCCCUCUCUCCGCCAAAAUCGGCGUCUCCGUCGAGGAUCUGGCCGCGCUGCCGUCGCUCGAUGUGGCGGCGGAGAGGCGGAUCGAGCGGCUGGCGAUGAAGGUUGGGGAGAAUUUGUUCAAUUUUAUGCAGUCGUUCUGCGGCGUCGACGGAUCGAAGCUGAUUGUGCCCAUGGAUAUUCUGGACCGGUGGUUUAAGAAGUUUCAGGAAAGGGCGAAACGCGACCCGGAGUAUCUCAAGGGUUUCGCCUUGUAGACGAAGAAGCUUGAGGGGAAUUGCGAAUUUGUGACGACAUUGCAAUGGAACCAUGUUCAUAGGGUUUUCGGGUUUCAGGGUUUCGUUCGGUUUUGUAUGGAUAAACGACUGUAAAUGGACCGCGAUAAAAUGUAGACCGGUUGGAUGGGUCGAGCUUUUCUUCAUUUCUUUUAGACUAUAUCUUCUUUUUUCCAUAUUGUAAGUAAUUUAUUCAAUUUCCAUAUGAGUUGCCGAUAGAUAUAAAUAUGCAUGCUCUAAUCUGUACCCACAACAUGAAAAAUCAGUAGGAGAUCGAAUUUCUGCAAAUCAUGUUUAUCAACAAGAAAUGUCGAGUUACGCAUAA
Molecule: messenger RNA, 1104 nt
Organism: Erythranthe guttata (spotted monkey flower)
Lineage: Eukaryota; Viridiplantae; Streptophyta; Magnoliopsida; Lamiales; Phrymaceae
Product: hikeshi-like protein
Biological process (GO): protein import into nucleus
Cellular component (GO): cytosol; nucleus
Molecular function (GO): nuclear import signal receptor activity
Source: RefSeq, a predicted model, not a curated record